AAGCCCAUCUGUCAUGGGGAUUCUUGCUGCAGAGAGGAAAUUUCUGGGUGAGAUUGGUGUACUGGACAGUGGAAUGCACAUAUAUGGAGGAGAAAACGUGGAACUUGGCCUGAGAGCCUGGCAGUGUGGAGGCAAAGUAGAAGUGCUGCCCUGCUCAAGAGUUGCUCAUUUGGAAAGAGCUCACAAGCCUUACUUGCCGGACUUGAGCGUCGCGGUGAAACGUAACGCCUUGCGGGUAGCCGAAGUGUGGAUGGAUGACUACAAGGACAUGGUCUACUUUGCAUGGAAUCUUCCAAUUCAGAAUCCUGGAAUAGACUUUGGAGAUGUUUCUUCCAGAAAAGAGCUAAGGAAAAAACUGAACUGUAAAGGCUUUGACUGGUACAUAAAAAACAUUUACCCUAAUUUAGUAUUUCUUCCCAACAUUGUUGGCUAUGGAACAAUGAAAAACACGUUGAAAGAAGACAUCUGUAUUGAUCAGGGCCCUGUCCCUGGAAACACACCGAUUAUGUACUCCUGUCAUGCAUAUUCACCACAGCACAUCUUUUAUCACAGCACUGGAGAAAUGUUUGUAGGAGGUUUACGUGCCCGACGGAAUUCAAUUGACAGAUGCCUAACAGACCCUGGGAAUGGGGAUCUGCCAGUUUUAGAGCAAUGUGUCACAGCUGUGAAUAAAGGCCUGAACUUGCACUGGGAUUUUAAGCAGGGAUCAGCUGUAAUCAACAGGAGCACUAAAAGAUGUCUUGAAAUCACAGCAGACAAUGCAGUUUCAUACAGACUUGUAAUGCGGGCAUGCACAGGACAAAGGUGGAAUAUCCAACACACAGUUAAGGACUGGGGAAAGACAGAAGACCUGGAACAGAAGACACAGCUCUCAAAGCAUUGA
Tauraco erythrolophus (red-crested turaco) is the source of this 883-nucleotide messenger RNA. The record is from RefSeq and is a predicted model, not a curated record. Lineage: Eukaryota; Metazoa; Chordata; Aves; Musophagiformes; Musophagidae.